AUGGGGAAGAAGAUGAAGGCAAACCUUCAAUUCCGAGAGGCUGUUAUCGGAUUCGUAUACCGGACCGAAAAGUUUGUUAAGAACUACGACGCUGACACCGACGUCCACCAACUGCAAGAACGGAUAGCAAAACUGGAUGAGAAGUGGAGCGAAUUUGAAAGCGUCCAAGGUGACAUUGAGGAAUUGGAGGAGGAUGAAAAUAACAUGGCGGCCCAUGAGCAGUUUCGAGCGGAUUUCGAGGAGCUGUUUUUUAAGGUAAAGGCAGGGUUGAGGUCCAAGCUACCAUUCUCUCCACCCUCUCUCACCGCUACUUCUUCCAUUAGAGAUAGGAAUGUGGGUGCAUGUACUGGCAUUCGCUUGCCCAAGAUCAGCUUGCCAGAGUUCAGUGGGGAAUACGAUAAAUGGCUGCCAUUCUUUGAUACUUUCCGAUCAUUGAUUCAUGAAAACACGGAUUUAAAUCAGAUCCAAAAAUUUCAUCAUUUGCGAGCGUCUCUAAGGGGUGAAGCACUUAAGGUGGUUGAUUCUUUCCAAAUGAGCGAAGCUAGUUAUGGGGUCGCCUGGUUCGCCUUGGUGAAACGUUAUUCGAAUAAAUACCUUCAGAAGAAACGCCAUGUAAACGCGAUGUUGCAAUACCCGAAAGUGAAGAAGAGGUCGGCAAAUGGAAUACACGAGUUAAUUGAAUGCUUCGAUCGACAUACGAAAAUUCUCGAUCAACUGGGAGAAAUUACUACGGACUGGGGAGCGAUGUUGAUGCAGCUGUUGGUGUCGAAACUUGACGAUGAGUCGCUGAAGGACUGGGAGGAGCGUGCGGUCAAGAAAGACGAUCCUGUUUUCGCAGAUGUUAUGGAGUUUCUUGAAGGACAGACGCGGAUUCUGGAUGCUGUAGCGGUCGAUCGACGUUCGGAGAAUCUGCCAUCACAUUUCUCCACCUUCUCCAGUUUCAAGAAAUCGGGUUCCAAAUUUUAUGUGCAUGCAACCACGGACACUCCCUCGAUGCAGUGUCUUCAAUGCAACGGUCGACAUUACAUCACAAGCUGUCCUGCAUUUGGCCAGAUGUCAUUAGAGAAACGUUUCCAAGUAGUCAACUCUAAGAAGCUGUGCAGUAACUGUUUGAAACAAGGUCAUUUGUAUCGUGACUGCACUGCGCGUUUCCGUUGUCGCACUUGUAGCAAGAAACACCAUUCUCUUCUCCACCCUGGAAUAGACGCGGCGGUUUUCACUCCAACUGUUAAUCCAACUACGCAGGUACCGUCUUCGAAUCGGCAACAAACAAGCCCUUUCACAUAUGUGGUUUCAACAGACGAUUCUUUUCAAACGGUGCAGAGUUCAGUGGCCUCAAUUUUCGCUUCCAACGUCGCGACAGAACAUAGAGAGUAUCAUGUCUUCCUUUCCACGGUACUGGUGUCGGUAAAGGACUGCAACGGGCGGUCACAUCUGGCAAGGGCGCUUUUGGACAGUGGGUCACAGGCAAAUCUUAUCUCGGAUCGUCUGUGUCAGAUUCUCAAGUUACCUCGGAAAGGAGUUAGUGUGCCGAUUUCUGGUAUUGGUAGUUCUACUUUUCGAGUUUCACAUUCCGUGUCGACGACGAUUUCAUCUCGAAUAAGCGAUUACUCAGUACCGAUGGAAUUCUUUGUAAUGAAGAAAGUGACUGAGGACCAACCAUCAGCGACUAUCCCCAUUGGAGACUGGAAUCUUCCAACCGACUUCGAGUUAGCUGAUCCAGGGUUCAACAAACGUGGUGCGAUUGACCUUCUUCUCGGAUUGGAAUAUUUUUACGAGUUCCUACAGCUCAAUGGUGGCCGGGUUCAGAUCCAGCGUAUAGGCAACGGUCUUCUGCUAUUCGUCAACACGGUAUUCGGGUGGGUUGCGGCAGGAAAGGUUAACUUAGGUCGAAUGAAUCCAGUUCCCGUUUGUCAUGUGGCAGUUGACAACUCAUUGGAGCAGAAGAUCGAGCGAUUCUGGACUAUUGAGGAGAUUCAGGACGUUCCACGGCUAACACAAGAAGAAAUCGAUUGCGAAAAUCAUUAUAUAGUCACGUUUUCGCGUGACACCGAAGGACGAUAUGUGGUUCGGCUCCCAAAACGAUUGGGUUUCGAAAAGAUGAUCGGAGACUCAAGAGAAAUGGCGGUACGGCGAUUGAUUCAGCUGGAGAGGCGUUUUAAGCGGGAUGAAGAUUUGCAUAAGCGGUACAGUGACUCCAUACGAGACUACUUGAUCAACGGGCACAUGGUAUUGGUCGAAGAUGUGGAGGAACGGUCUGAGCAUCGGCUCGUGUGUUACUUGCCACAUCAUCCGGUCGUCAAGGAGACCAGCAUGACAACAAAGAUUCGACCAGUGUUCGAUGGAUCAGCCAAGUCAACCAGUAAUUAUUCCCUUAACAAUGCACUAAUGACGGGACCGGUUAUUCAGGAUCAACUUAUUGAUCUGAUCUUACGUUUCCGCAAGCACAAGGUAGCGUUAGUCGCAGACAUCGAAAAGAUGUACCUACAGGUGAAGGUGCAUUCGGAUGACUGUCCACUCCAACGCAUUCUCUGGCGGUACUCUCCAUCCGAUCCGAUAAAGACUUACGAGUUACAACGGGUAACAUUUGGUUUGGCGCCCUCUUCUUUCCUCGCUACUCGAUCACUCCAGCAGUUGGCGGAAGAUGAAGGCGAUGCGUUUCCACGAGCGAAAGCGGCGCUCGUCGACGAUUUCUAUAUAGACGAUUACAUCGGAGGCGCUGAUUCUAUGGAAGAAGCGGUAUUACUGAGACAGGAACUUGAGCAGUUGUUACCAAAAGGUGGUUUUCGAUUGCGCAAAUGGAAUUCCAGUACGGAAGGCGUGCUGGAAGGCGUAUCUGCAGAAGAUUUAGGAACGCAAACUACAUUGGUGCUCGACAAGGAAGAGCAAGUGAAGGCGCUAGGGGUCAUUUGGAAACCGGGGCCGGAUGUACUUGGUAUCGACGUCUCCACAUCUAGCAUAAUCGGCUGCUGGACUAGGCGACAGGUGUAUUCGGUCAUUGCACGACUUUUCGACCCACUCGGACUCAUUGGUCCAGUCAUAACAUGGGCCAAGGUUCGGAUGCAGCAGCUCUGGGUGGCUACCCAAGAUUGGGACGAGCCACUUUCACAGGAAUUAACGGAACGGUGGGCUCAAUUCUACGAACAACUUCCUCUCCUCUCUAAUGUGAAGGUGAAUCGUUUCGCCUUCUGCUCGCAGCCAUACCUGGUGCAGUUUCACAUCUUCUCAGAUGCAUCGGAGGCGGCGUAUGGGGCGUGUAUUUAUGCUCGAACGAUUAGUCAAACGGGACUGAUCAAGGUGGAGUUAUUGUCAUCAAAAUCAUGA
Toxorhynchites rutilus septentrionalis is the source of this 3324-nucleotide messenger RNA. RefSeq lists its product as uncharacterized. The coding region runs from base 1 to 3324 and encodes 1107 amino acids. The record is from RefSeq and is a predicted model, not a curated record. Lineage: Eukaryota; Metazoa; Arthropoda; Insecta; Diptera; Culicidae. Gene Ontology annotation, molecular function: nucleic acid binding; zinc ion binding. The transcript has a single exon.